GAGCAGAUGGAGGAGUGCACGGGAAACCAUGACCAGGAGGAGGGCUGGGUCCUCGCGCAGAGGUUUGGAGAAGGGGGAGAUAGGUUGGUCCCGGUUGACUCCGUGGAGAAGAUCCAGUGGCAGAACCCAACGUUCGGUAAACCCGCGGUCAGCUGGGAACAAGUGGUGGACCUUACCUACUCCAUGCGCCUGGGAGAGAAGCCCAGACUCGUAGAGCAGAAUGAGGCCGCGGUGCAGAAGUUUCGGUCUGUGCCUCCAGGCUGGAGCUAUGAGCACGACAUGGAGCUGGGGCGCUUCCUGUAUAAUCACAAUGAGAGGGUGCUGCAACGUGGGGACUGCAUGACGGAGCACGUCAGCAACGUCGAGGUCUCCUCGCAGGUGGGGGACUGCGGCGCGGCCAGUCUGACGGACAACCAGACAUACAGCUUCUGGGAGAGCAACGGGCCCGCGGGGCAGCACUGGGUGCGGCUCAGCAUGAAGAAAGGCAGCAUUGUCAAGAAGCUGUGGCUGGUGCUGGAUGUGAAUGGCAACUCCUAUGUACCCAGGCGGGUGGCUGUGUAUGGGGGGCCACCAAACAGGCUGCAGCACCUGAGAACUGUCCUAAUUAAUGAGAACAGCUUCCAGAAUGUCUGCAUCCUCCGCAACAUGAAGAUCCACCUGCCGGUGCUGGAGAUCCGCUUCCUGGAAUGUCGUGACCAAGGGUACAAUGUCCGCCUGCAAGGGAUUAAGAUCAAGUCCUUCUGGGAGUGGGACCUGAUUCUGAACUCUGACAUAUUCCAGCCAGCCCGGCUGGUGCGUUACCCUCUCCUGGAAGGGGUGGACACUGAUGUGCUGUACCGCCGGGCCGUGCUCAUUCAGAGGUUUGUCCAGAUCCUGGACAGUGUCCUGUGUUACCUGAUCCCCCUCUUCGAGGACAGUACUGGCACCUUCAAUCCACUCAGGGGCAUGAAGCCAUUCUUGCUGCUGUCCAAGCAAAGCACAGCCCUCAUUACCCACUGUCUGCAGUCCUCGGAGAGCACCCCCCCUAACAUCAUGCCAAAGCUGCACAUCAACCGGCAGCUGGCCCGGGAGCACCGCGCCAACCCUGCACUGGACCCCAGCUACAGGAACACUGUCUUCACCCAGCUGUACGAAGGCCUCAGAUCUUCCAAGCACAAUCAGCCCCUGGACUACAGGUGGCCCACAAACUACAGCCAGUGGUGGGAGUGCGAUUUUGUCACAGAGGGCAUCCUUGACAAUGGCGGUGGUUUUCGGGACACCCUGUCGGACAUUUCGGAGGAGCUGUGCCCCAGCUCGGGCAAUGUCCCCGUGCCCCUGCCCUUCUUUGUGCGCACUUCCAACCAGGGUAACAGCAGCAGUGACACCAGAGACAUGUACAUCCCCAACCCCUCUUGCAAGGACUUCCCCAAGUAUGAGUGGAUUGGGCAGUUGAUAGGAGCAGCCCUGAGGAGCAAGGAGUUUCUGGUCCUGGCUCUGCCAGCGCUGGUGUGGAAGCAGUUGGCAGGGGAAGAGGUCAUCUGGAGCAAGGACUUUGCUGCUGUGGAUGUGGAGCUGGUGAAGCUGCUGGAAAUGAUGGAGGGGAUGGACAGGGACACCUUUGAGUUCAUGUUUGGCAAAGAGCUGACCUACACAGUCGUGCUGAGUGACCAGCAUGUGGUGGAGCUGAUCCCCAAUGGCAGCAACACCGUGGUGCGCUAUGAGGACCGCAAGGAGUUCAUCCGCCUGGUGCAGAAGGCUCGACUGGAGGAGAGCAAGGAGCAG
This is a messenger RNA of Nestor notabilis (Kea), 1761 nucleotides long. Its product is annotated as E3 ubiquitin-protein ligase HECTD3-like. The record is from RefSeq and is a predicted model, not a curated record. Gene Ontology annotation, molecular function: ubiquitin-protein transferase activity. The transcript has 15 exons. NCBI's taxonomy places the organism in Eukaryota, Metazoa, Chordata, Aves, Psittaciformes, Psittacidae. The annotation marks the transcript as partial.